Molecule: messenger RNA, 7279 nt
Organism: Malaya genurostris
Lineage: Eukaryota; Metazoa; Arthropoda; Insecta; Diptera; Culicidae
Exons: 2
Coding region: 5374-5928 (184 amino acids)
Source: RefSeq, a predicted model, not a curated record
UGAUUCGAGUUCAGGAACUAUUUUACCAUUUCGUGUGAGUGUCGUCUCACCGGAAUCGGAGCGAUUAUUAUACAGCAACCGUUUCGCACAUUAAUGAAAAAAUUAGCACCAGACAUAAAGAUGCACUCGUGCGCGAGUGCAGAAUCCGCUCCGUCCGAGCGAUUUCCUGCUAUGCUGGCAAUUUGCCAUUCCCCACCGACAGCAUGCGAAGACGACGACGACGACGACGAUGGCAUCCGGCAGUCGACGGUGGCGUCAGCGUCGUCAUCCUCAGCUGCAGCGGCACACGUUCACAAUGACGCUGAUUUGCAAUGCCAUUGCCGUAAUCCUCUCUCCUCACAGCUUGAAUGCAAACGCGCUUGGGUUGAAAAUUUUAAUUAAAAUGCACAGAACCGGGCAAAAUUGUAAAUUCGUCGCCCCUGCGGACCCCGGUUCGGUCCGGGUCCCGGAAUCGCAAUCGAAGUCCGAGUGGUAGAAGUAGUCCGCUUCGACGGUGGUCCGGUCUUCGGACCGUUUGACAAUGGUUCGGAGUUUUUUUCUCUCUCUCUCCGAGUUCUUUAAGUGAAAAUGUUUGGUUUUCCUUCCGAUGUAAUUAACCCGAGAAGGUGCUUCAGCGAUUGUCUUAACUGGCUUCGUGGAAUUAGGAGAAAAAAAAAUACAAAAGAAAACUCACUUGCUUUCGCUUCGGUGUCGAUAAUUCCAACUAGAGCGAAGAGUUGCUCUAGUCUUUGGUGGGUGCUAAAAUCAUAAAAAAAUAAUAUCCAAUUUAUCUCGUGUCCGUGAAUGCACUUGGAAUGCGCUUGUGAUCAUUUCAAUUACUGUAACUAUAGUUUUCAUUCGAAUUACAAGAAGUCAAAUCGUGUAGGUGGUGCCUACUUGGCAGAAGGCCACCGACCCAGUCGUUCAACAAGUCGAGCAGAGAAUAGACAAAUUAACAGAUAUCAGGCAGAUAAUCGUUUGCUUAUGGGCUGAGAUCAUUUUUACACGGUUUCGUUUUACGUGGAUUUCCGAAGUUACGCAGUUUUUUUUUAUAUGGAUUCCCGAAGUUAUACAGGUUUUUUCACGAACUUCCAAAGAUACGCAGAUAUCCGAAGUUUCAUGAUUUUUUUCACACGGAUUUCCAAAAUUACGUGGUUUUCUACGCAAAUUUCCGAGCUUUCGCGAAUUUUCGCAGUUUUUUAUGCGGAUUUCUGAAGUAACGCAAGUAUUCGAAGUUUUGCAGUUUUUCUACGAGGAUUUCCGAAGUUUUGUGAUUUUUUACACGGAUUCAGUAAACUACGCGGAUUUCCAAAGUUACACGGAUUUCCUAAAUUUCGUGAUUUUUUCUCGAGGAUUUCCGAAGUUACGGGUUUUUUACGCGUUUUCUUUUUACGUGGAUUUCCGUAAUGCGAUUUUUUCGUGGGUUUUAGAAUUAACGUAGUUUUUUUAUGCGGAUUUCCGAUUUGCGAUUUUUUAUGUGAAUUUCCCAAUUUUUUACGCGGAUUUUCAAAGCUACCCUAUUAUCCGCAGAUUUUAAAAGUUGCGCAGUAUUUUUAUGCGGAUUUCCGAAGUAACGCAUUUUUCGUGGUUUUCCGUGAUUUUCCUUGCGGAUUUUAGAAGCUACGCAUUACGAAUUUCCAAAAUUUCACCGAUUUCCGAAGAUUCGCGAUUCGUUUUUCGCGGAUUUGCGAAUAUUUUUUAUGCGUAUUUCCGAAGUUCCGCAGUUUUUUAUGCGGAUUACCAAAGUUUCGCGGAUUUCCGCAGUUAUGCGGAUUUUCCGAAGUUAUGCAGUUUUUUGCGAGGGUUUUUUUAAGUUACGCAGUUUUCUAAGCGGAUUUCCAAAAUUUCACGUAAUUUUUUAACGAGGAUCUCCGAAACCCCGCAGCAUUUUUACGAGGGCAUUCCGAAGUGACACAGUUUUUAUGAGGAUUUCUGAAAUUACGCGAUUUAUUUUCGCAAAUUUCGCGGAGUUCCGAUGUUUUUGAAGCGGAGUUCCGAUGUUACGUUGUUUUUUACGCGGAUUUUUUAGGUCACGUAGUUUUAUUUGCGCAGAUUUCCGAAAUUGCCCAAUGUUUUACGCGGAUUUCCGAAGCUAAGCGGUUUUCACAAGGAUUUCCGACGUUACGCAGAAUUUUUGAAGUUUCACUGUUUUUACACGGAUUUCCGAAGAUAGGCGUUUUUUACGCGGAGUCUUGAAGUUACACGGUUUGUCUAAGUUACGCAGUUUUUUUUCAAGCGAGUUUCCAAAGUUUCGCAUUUUUUUGGCGCGGAUUUACAAGGGUUUUCCGAAGUUACCCAGUUUUUAUGAGAAUUCUCGAAAUUACGCGAUUUUUGACGCGAAGUUACGAUAUUUUGCAGUUUUUUCAGGUGGAUUUUUUAAGUUUCGCGGUUUUUACGCGAAUUCCCGAAGUUACGGAGUUAUUUAUGCGGAUUUCCAAAGUCUUAGGUUUUUGUUUCACGCGGAUUUUCCGAAGUUUUGGUGUUUUUUUACGCGGAUUUUCCGAAGUUUCGUGUUUUUUUUCACGCGAAUUUCCCGAAGUUUUAUGAUUUUCUCGCUCAUUUCCGAAGUUACGCGGUUUUUAGAGGGAUUCCAAAGUUCGCAGCUUCAUUUACGUGGAUUUUUCAAAGUUUCGCGAUUUUUUUUGCGCAGAUUUUUCGAAGUUUAAAGUUUUCCUGAAGUUACUCGGUUUUUAAUAAGAUUUUCGAAGUUACGCAGUUUUUUUUACGAGAAUUUCCAAAGCUUCGCAAUAUUUUUACACGGAUUUAUGAAGUAUCACGAGUUUUUAACGUGGAUUUCUUAGGUUUCGUGUUUUUUUUACAUUACGAUCUUCGAAAUUACCCGAUGUUUUUUGGCAGAUUUUCGAUUUUUCGCGAUUUUUGACACGGAGUUUCGAUGUGAAGCUGUUUUUUUACGCGAAUGUCCAAAGUUUCGGGAAUUUUUUCACUGAUUUACCAAAAUUUUUUCGAUUUUUUUACGCAGAUUCCAGAAAUUCCGCUGCUUUUUUACGAGGGUUUCCGAAGUUUUUUUUUUGCGGAUUUCCGAAAUUACGCAAUUUUUAUACACAUAUUACCGAACUUUCGCGAUUUUUGACGGGGAGUUCCGAUGUUACGUUGUUUUUUACGCGGAUUUUCAAAGUCACGUAGUAUUAUUUAGGCAGAUUUCUGUAGUUACGCAGUUUUUUCACGCGAAUUCCCGAAGCUACGCAGUUUUAUUUACGCGAAUUUUCAAAGUUUCGUGAAUUUCUUAUGCGGCUUUCCGAAGUUACGCAGUUUUUUAUGCAGAUUUCCAGAGUUUAACAAUUUUUUUUACGCGGAUUUCCGAAAGUACGCGGAUUUUCCGAAGUUUCGUUGUUUUUUUCACGCGGAUUUGCGAAGUUUCGCGAGAUUUUUCAUGCGGAUUUUUCGAAGUUUUAUGAUCUUUUACGCUGAUUUCCGGAUUGAAGAGGUUUUUGCGAGGAUUCCCCAAGCUCGCAUUUACGCGGAUUUUUCAAAGAUUGGCGAUUUUUUUACGCGGAUUUUUCAAAGUAAGUAGUUUUCCUGAAGUUACUCGUUUUUUAUUCAGAUUUUAGAAGUUACGUAAUUUUGUUUACGAGAAUUUCCAAAGCUUCGCAAUAUUUUAUGUAGAUUUCUAAGGUUUCGUGUGUUUUUUUUAUGUUACGAUCUUCCAAAUUAGGCGAUGUUUUUUGGCAGAUUUUCGAUUUUUCGCGAUUUUUGAAGUUUCACGGUUUUUUUUUAUUCAAAUUCCCAAAGUUACGCAGUUUCAUUUACUCGGAUUUCCGAAAUUUCACAUAUUUUUGCACGGAUCACCGAAGCUACGCGGGUUUUACAGAGAUUUCUGAAGCUCCGCAGUUUUUUUCACACGGAUUUCCGAAAUUACACGGAUUUUUGAAAUUACAUGGUUUUUACACAGAUUUUCGAAAUUACGCAGUUUUUUACGCAAAUUUUAUAAAUUUAGCGAUUUUUUUUCACGUGUAUUUCCGAAAUUACGUAGUUUUAUUUAAGCGAACUUCCGGGAAUUUACGAUUUUUUUCUGCCGAUCUCCGAAUUUACGUGAUUUUUUUACGCUGAUUUUUCAAGUUUCGCGAUUUUUACACGGAUUUCUUAAGUCUUAUAUUUUUAUUUUCGUAGAUUUCCGAAGCUUCACAGAUUUUCAAGGUUAAGCAGUAUUUUUUACGCAAAUCUCUGAAGUAACGCAAUUUUUUACGCGGACUUCCAAAAUUUCACGAUGUUUACGCGGAUUUCCGAAGUCUUUUUUCGAAGCUACGCAGUUUUUAUUACAUGGAUUUUCGAAAUCUCACGAUUUUUUACGCUGAUUUCUGAAGUUACGCAUUUUUUUACGCGGAUUUCCGAAAGUAUGUAAUUUUUUACGAAAAUUUUCCGAAGUAACAAAUAUUUUGUACGUUUCCGGAUUUCAGCGAGCUUUAAAAGCUAUUGUUUCGCUAUUGAUCAAGAUCAAAUAGCCGCCACUUUCGGUUCCGGAGGUAUAACGGCAUAAGUGACGUAACCGACGAACUGCACUUUUCUCAUCGGCUCAAACUUCCCGAAAAUAAUCAACGAAUUUCGAUAAACCUAGGCUUGUUUAAAAGCUGGAAUUAUGUCUCUGAUCAAGUUUGUAGAAUUAGGUCAAACAUUCCCGGUUCGAAAGAUGUAAUCUUACAUAUGACUUAACCGCCAAAACUUCAAAACGUUGUGUUUUUUUAAUGCAGCAAAACUUCUUGACGAUACCUGUCCAUAUAUUUUAUAUAUUUUAUCUGGCAUAUCUGGUGAGGAAUAUGAAAUGAAACUAACAAGCAAAAGUCAGUCCCGACAGAACAAACACAAACAUAACAGAGGGGUUUGGUGCUCAGAUAUGAGCGAAACAUCAACGGCACUAUUUGCUAGAAUGCCUGCUCGAGACAUUUCACGUGGAUUAGUAAAGCCUGUCUAAUUGAAAAAAAACUGGAACCAGAAUAUAUACUCACUACAUCUCGAACUCAAUUCCGGGAAACGAUUCAUUUUGAUGAUUGUUUUCAUAGUAUCGUACAAAAUAACUGCUGUGUUCUACCGGAUGCUAAGAACGGAUUUUGCAUGUCCAUCGCUGCGCAGAUACCAGAAGCAGAGAUUUUCCAUCUCGCAACAGCACGUGUACGUCGUACGAAUCAUCAACGAGUCUUUUUUUCUGCACGGAUGUUGCGAUCGCUGAUGGAGAUAGGAAAAAAAACCUCGCGUGACAAAAUUCAAUAAAGUCUGUAAACUGUCAAUUUCGCCGUUGUUUUGCUGCAAUCUACAUCUCUCUACAUGACUUCCGCACCCAAUGACUAGUUCAUAUUUGGAUGUAAACCAACUUUCGAUCGCAUUCGGAGACGUUUACUCCAACUGAAAGGAAAUUUUGUUUAUACAACAGAAGUCGUCAAAAUGCUACUGCUAUUUUGUUUCUUCAAAGUUCUGUUUCUUCUGUUAGUGGAAACUACGGGAACGAGCUACGAUAUUGACUACCACGGUUUGCGGACCACCGAGGGUACGGAAAAUUUCUUCCAAUAUAACUACACCCUGGAUAAACUAUCCGAACUAAGGUUUGAAGCUUCCGGAAACAUUCGUCAAUUGGUACCGUUGGACGAUAGCUACGAAGUGUCCAUGCGAUUGAGUCGGGCUGAUCUGACGACUGACGAUCCUCCGAUGUACGACAAUAUAAUGAAUAUCCAGAAACCGGUUUGCAAGUUCAUGAAGACAACCUACCGAAGGUACUUCUACGGUGAAUUGAAGGACAUCAGCAACUUGCCGCACUACGACAGCUGUCCUCUGUCACCGACGGAUUACUGGGUCAGACAGUACACCUUCGAGGGACAGGAUUAUUCGGAGUUUUUACGUGAAGGUCGCUUCAAGUUGGAAUGCUACCUGAUCAAGGACGACGAAAUCGUAGCCGGUGUCAUUGGCGAAUCAACGGUUAAGAAAGUGGCUGCAACAGAAUAGCAACGGGUCAGUGUUGGGUUCUGAGGUUUCUGAGUUCCAAAUAAAGUGAUUUCUUUUCAGUUUCAAAAUCUGUAUUGUUUUUUUUUGAAUAGAAUACGUGGAGCGAUUAAAUCCUGACACAAGAGAAAAAGACUAUUUGGCUGUACCAAAGGUUUUUUUUCCUACAACAGCUGCAAGUGGCUUGCUAGAUCAAGUAUUUUUGUUGUUGAAAAUUUAAGCUCUGCCCAGUAUAGUAUAGAAGUGAUAAUAUAGCGAUUAGAGAAUGACUUCAGAAUAUUAUCCAAAUCAAAAAUAGCACCUGAAUAUGCGAAUAAUCGUGAAUGGAAAGCUGAAUUUCUUCCUUCGAUAUAACUUCGCAACAAGCGCCUAAAUAGAUUACGUCUCUGAAAUUACCCACCCGGUCGUCGGAAGGUAUUAGCGAUAACUAAGUCCUCACAAGUUCCUAUCUCAUGCCUCAUGGCCCGCGUGUCUAUGAUGAACGGCUUCGACUGAGUUGCCAUCGCCUUAUGCGUUAUUAGCAGAAUGAGAGGGUGUGGAACGGCUUGAAAGUUACAGCCCAUACAGUAAAUUGCAAGAUUUAUCAUAGUAUAUUGCAAAAAAACAAACCCACUUUGCCUGUACCAGUCAUCAAUUUUCAGUUCCGGAAGUAGAGAUCGAAAGUCACCGGAAUGAAGCUUACAACUAUUUCUGACACCAGCCAUCAAUUUAGAUCCAAAAUGAGAUCCAUAUGAACUAGCCUUAUCGACUGCUACUAAAUUUCAUUCCGACUUUCGGUUCCGGAUAAUACAUGUUAGAAAUGUCCAUCUUUCGCAUGAUUUCCGUUUGUGCGAAUUUCCAUGGUAUUGUUCCCCAUGUUCAACUCCAAAAGGCUCUGAAAAGGAAUAGGUCUCAUAUGAAGGUCUCACCGAAAAGUAUCAUCAUAUCACCAUUUACUUCUCAACUAACAACAGAAUCCAAAAUCCAAAAAAUUCCGAAAAAUCACAAAACAAUUUUAAAAAAUCCCGAGAAGUUCCCAAAAUUUCCCUAAAAUUUUAAAAAUUUCAAAAAUAUUUAAAAUCUCUUAAAAAUUCAACAAAAAAAACCUGAAAAAUCCCAGUAAGUCCUAAAUAUUACCAAAAAAUCAAAAAAUUGUCAAAAUUUUCGAAAAAUCUUGAAAACUAUUAUGUAUUUUUCCAAAAAAUACCGAAAAAAAAAUUAAAACAUUCCUAAAAAUGAAACGGAAUCCCUAAAUUUCGAAAAAUUUGCAAAAUAUUCCAAAGAACCAUACCAAAAAAAAACUAAAAAAUCCUACAUUUCCCACAAAAUAUAAAAAUUUCAAAAAUACCCGAAAUAUUUCAAAGUUUCAAAACAG